This is a messenger RNA of Botrytis byssoidea, 246 nucleotides long. RefSeq lists its product as uncharacterized. NCBI's taxonomy places the organism in Eukaryota, Fungi, Ascomycota, Leotiomycetes, Helotiales, Sclerotiniaceae. The coding region runs from base 1 to 246 and encodes 81 amino acids. The transcript has 2 exons. The record is from RefSeq and is a predicted model, not a curated record.
AUGCAAUUUUACAUCACAGUUGUUUUGGCCUUUCUUGCCGGCAGUACUACCGCGCAAAUUAGAAGAUGCCCCUUUAAUGGAGGCAGUAUUCCAUUUGGUCAAUAUAUCUGUUCAGGACCUCGCGUAAACGGAUUUCCGGGAAAUGGCAUUUCACAAUGUGCUAUAAACGGGCAGAUUGUGCAGAUUGGUAGUGGGCCAUGCCCUCAUUACUGCAACUACAUUUCAGGAAUCCCAUAUUGCUUCUAA